Molecule: messenger RNA, 1437 nt
Organism: Maylandia zebra (zebra mbuna)
Lineage: Eukaryota; Metazoa; Chordata; Actinopteri; Cichliformes; Cichlidae
Gene: gtf2e2
Product: general transcription factor IIE, polypeptide 2, beta
Biological process (GO): transcription initiation at RNA polymerase II promoter
Cellular component (GO): transcription factor TFIIE complex
Molecular function (GO): TFIIH-class transcription factor complex binding
Source: RefSeq, a predicted model, not a curated record
GCUAGUUUAACUAGCUUUAUAUUUGUGGCUCUGGGGUAAUGACUGUUUUCCCUCUAACGCCAUUUAAUUCUAAAAAAUUUAAUAACUAUGGUUCGUGUCCGAACAGUAUUUGGCUGUAUGACUUUUCAGCUUAGUUUUUGGUUUUUUUAAUAUAUCAGUUGUUUUGUUGGUAUCGGGAAAAAACCGUUUCUUGAUGGCUUUAUUACAAAAAGAUCAACCAGGUGACAGCUCAUAAGUCCCUGAAGCUAAAGGCCACCAAAGGAUGGAUCCUGCUCUACUGAGAGAAAGGGAGCUUUUUAAGAAAAGGGCACUUUCCACCCCAACUGUAGAGAAGAGACAGGCUGCCUCAGACUCUGGAUCACACAAAAAGAAGAAACCCAAAGUUGACAAGGAGAGCUCCUCUAGUUCCAAACUCAGUAGUGAAUCUAAUGGCAGCUUCAACAUUAAGACGAGCUCUGGGUACAAGUUUGGUUGCCUGGCCAAGAUAGUAAAUUACAUGAAGACGAGGCAUCAGAAUGGGGACACGCACUUCCUGACCUUAGAUGAGAUUCUUGAUGAGACCAAACUUCUUGACAUAAGCAUGAAGCAGAAACAGUGGCUCAUGAAUGAGGCCUUGGUCAGCAAUCCAAAAAUUGAAGUCCGGGAUGGAACCUAUGGCUUCAAGCCUAAAUACAACCUGAAGGACAAGAAAGCCUUACUGAGGCUGCUGGAUAAGCACGACCAACUGGGCCUGGGAGGAGUCUUACUAGAAGAUGUAGAGGAAGGGCUGCCCAAUUCAGCCAAGGCCAUCAAGGCUUUGGGGGAUCAGAUCAUCUUUGUUACAAGACCAGACAAGAAAAAGAUCUUGUUCUACAAUGACAAGCAUUGCCAGUUUGCGGUAGAUGAAGAAUUUCAGAAGCUGUGGAGGAGUGUUCCAGUUGACUCUAUAGAUGAGGACAAGAUUGAAGAGUACCUGAAGAAACAAGGCAUUUCCUCCAUGCAAGAAACGGGACCAAAGAAAGUGUUACCAAUUCAAAAGAGAAAGAAGCCAGCCGGACCGAGGAAGAGAAACUUCAAGACGCACAACAACCAUUUGGCUGGAUUACUGGAGGAUUACUCAGAUGGCGUGCCUAUAAAGAAGUGAAAUAUAUUCAUUCAGUCCCAUAUGUAACACAGAAAUGCAUGGAGAUGGUUAUUCUAGACUCACUAUAACAUAAAAACUGCUGAUGAAUGUUAUUUCAAAACAUUAGCUGUUUUUCUCCCCCCUUUCUUUGCAUUCCUCUCAACAAUCUCUGGUUUUAUGUUACAUGGAGUCAGUAGUUGCUGUGUUGUGGAAACCUUUUGAGUAUAAGUCAGUGAAGGACAUGAAUACUUGGAUCAUUAGGAUAGCUGGCGCCCUCACCAAUUAAAGGGGAAACCACAACUUUACUGUUAAAGUAAAUAAGGUUGAAUUGUGUA